AUGAAACUUUUGAAGUUCUUUAAUUACAGUCAACCCGAAGACUUAAUCAAAAGUUUAUGUUACGACAAUAAAAUGGAAGAGAGUUGUUUAGAAAAAAGAUGCGACAACUGCAUUAAGAAGACAUGCAAAAAGAACAUUAAGAAAGACGUUAUUUGUAACAAAGAAAAAAUGAUGGAAGCUCUUCAGCGUGAUCUUCCAAAGUGUAUGCAACACAUUGCAAACAUAAGACAUCAAUACCAGUUUAUCAACACCUUAAAAGAUUUAUUAGAAAAAGAAGAUGUUUUCGUGCAUAUGGAUUUUUCUGAAAACUACCAGUGCAAAUAUAAUAGAGAGAUACAAAGUGCUUUAUCUGAGAAUACCCGUCAUGAUCACAUUGGAAUUUUUGCUCAUCUUCAACCUUUAUUUCAACAAAUUUCGGAAAAGUUGAUAACCAAUAAUAAGAAGUUUUCUAAAGGAGGUCAUGGAAAGGGAGCUCCAGACGAUAUUGGUGGAGUGAUAAAACGUACUGCUGAUCGAUUAGUGGCUUUAGGAGAAGAUAUUCCUGAUCAUAAAUGUCUAGUUGAGCAAGUAUCAAAUCGUUGCUCUGGAAUUCAGUUACAAGUUGUCACUAAAGACUUUUAA
Molecule: messenger RNA, 621 nt
Organism: Psylliodes chrysocephalus
Lineage: Eukaryota; Metazoa; Arthropoda; Insecta; Coleoptera; Chrysomelidae
Source: the annotation of a GenBank genome assembly